This is a messenger RNA of Malania oleifera, 2472 nucleotides long. Its product is annotated as receptor-like protein EIX2. The transcript is spliced from 2 exons. NCBI's taxonomy places the organism in Eukaryota, Viridiplantae, Streptophyta, Magnoliopsida, Santalales, Ximeniaceae. Bases 1 to 2472 code for a protein of 823 amino acids. Gene Ontology annotation, molecular function: protein binding. The record is from RefSeq and is a predicted model, not a curated record.
AUGUCUCGAUUGGGUGGUAACAUAUGCAAUUCUUUGCUGAAGUUGAAGCAUCUUCACUACUUGGCCCUGGACUACAAUUACUUUGGAGGAACGCAGAUUCCAGAUUUCAUUGGCUCCCUCAACAAUCUGGAAUACCUUGGCCUGUCUGGUGCAGGAUUUGGUGGUGUUAUUCCUCCUCGGCCUGGAAAUCUUUCAAAGCUACAGUAUCUUGGUAUUGGAGGCUAUGGUUAUUAUUUAAGCAUCAAGGAUAUUGAAUGGAUUUCUUGGCUUUCCUUCCUUCGAUUUCUUUGCCUGACUGGAGUUGAUCUCAGAAUGACAUCUAAUUGGCUACAGGUGAUGAAUCAGCUCUCUUUUCUAUCUGAGUUGCGUUUAUCAGGUUGUGGUCUUUAUAGCAUUGAACCUCUUCCGUAUGCCAACUUCUCACAUCUCAUUGUCCUUGACCUAUCAUCCAACUACUUUACUUCUCCAAUACUCGACCUUUUUCUGAGUACCGUUCCGUCUCUUGUUGAACUUGAUGCAAGUCGCAACCUUCUUAAAGCCAUUCCCAUUGCUCUAAGGAACAUGAGUAGCCUUGUGAAUUUGCCCAUUGAACAACUGAGGAAAUGUAAAAGUUUAUCCAUUUUGGACAUUCCCAAUGACUCUAUCUCGGGUCCAAUUCCUGAGUCCAUAGGAGAACUGUCGUCCCUGAUAUAUUUGGACCUCUCCAGGAACCACCUAAAUGGGACUCUUCCAGUAAGUCUUGGCAAUCUUUCAAAACCUGUAGCAUUAGGCAUAUCUUAUAACUCCUUUGAGGGUGCUCUUUCUGAAGCCCAUUUUGCAAUUCUAGCAUCACUGAAGGCCAUUUUUGCCAGCUCAAACACGUUCACUUUGCAAAGGAACUCUGAUUGGAUCCCUCCAUUUCAACUCACAUUUAUGAGAAUGGGUGAUUCCCAUUUGGGACCUCAAUUUCCCACGUGGCUUCAAAUACAAAAGAACUUAACAAAUCUGGAACUAUACAAUGCUGGAAUCUGUGACCCCAUUCCGUCUUGCUUUUCCAGCUUCUCCCAACUUUCACUUCCAGAUCUCUCCCAGAACCAUAUCCAUGGCAAUUUUCCAACCCUAUUUCAGAGCUUGCCCAAGCUUUCAUAUCUGGAUCUCUCUCAAAAACAGUUCGAUGGCAAUUUGCCCCAUCUGUCCUUUGGUGCGGUUUUCUAUCAUGCCUCCAACAACUUCACCGGCACGUUGCCUAGUAUCUCUUUUCAAGUAAAGGCACUUGAUCUUUCCAGAAAUUCAUUUAAUGGGUCACUUGCUUCCAUGCUAUGCCAAGGGACACACAAGCCCAGCAAGUUGGACACGCUAGACCUUUCAAGAAAUCUGCUUUCUGGAGAAAUUCCCAGCUGUUGGGGGAACUGGAGGAAUUUGACAGCCGUAAAACUGGGAGAUAACAAUCUAGCUGGAAACAUACCCAGCUCCAUUGGCUUUCUCAGUAAGCUUGGAUUACUAGGCCUGCACAACAACAGAUUCUCUGGCAGCUUACCACCAUCUUUGCAAAAUUGCAAGUAUUUAUUGUCUUCGGACAUUAGUGGCAAUGAAUUUUCUGGAAGCAUACCAUUGUGGUUAGGAACUAGUUUUUCCAACCUCCUAGAUCUUUUGCUUCAUUCAAACAGGUUCAGUGGUUUAAUUCCCUUUGAACUUUGUCACCUCAGUUUACUUCAUGUCUUGGACCUUGCACAUAAAUAUAAUAAUAUCUCAGGGACUAUUCCAAAUUGCCUUGGUAACUUAAGUGGCAUGAUGGCAACCCAAACUAGAGCAGAUCUCCAUAUUGUGUCUCCACAUACUGUAGAUCUUUCUUUGGAAUUGGUGGUAAAAGAUCAAAGGAAUGAAUAUAACAAACUUCUCUUGGUGAAAACAAUGGACCUUUCUGACAAUAGUUUGUCUGGGGAGAUCCCUGCAGAACUAAUGAACCUUCAUGGUUUUAUUUCCCUGAACUUGUCCAGGAACAAACUCCAAGGAAAGAUUCCAGAGAAGAUUCAUGCCAUGAAAUUGUUGGAGUCCCUUGAUCUGUCACUGAACCAACUCUCAGGCCAAAUUCCUCAGGGAGUGGCAGAUUUGACAUUUCUGAGUUGCUUGAAUUUGUUUUACAACAACUUCUCAGGCCCAAUUCCACUGGGCACCCAAAUUCAAAGCUUUAGUUCACUCAGUUUCGUGGGUAACCACGAGCUCUGUGGACCUCCAGUCUCAAACAACUGCAGCACAGAUGAUGCAUCUCCAAGUUUACCUCCAAAAGAUGAUGGGAAUGAAGACGAUGAGGAUGAUGAAUGGGUUGAUAUGAAGUGGUUUUAUAUGGGCAUACCAUUUGGAUCUGCUGUGGAUUUUUGGGCAGUUUUGGGUUCUUUAGCAUUGAACAAGGCUUGGAGGUAUGCUUAUUUUCUGUUCUUGGAGGGCCUCGAAUACAAAUUAUUUGGGUGCACAUUGUCUGAAAAGUUCAUGUGA